GGGCGGAGCGCCGCAGGUGCCGCGCCGGAGGUCCUGAGCGAGAGGUGUCCCGCGGGGGCCGGCGCUGUGCGGGAAGAUGCGGUUGCGCUCGGGUGUGUUUGCCUCCGCCUGCCUCCUGGUGGAGGCCCUGGGCGUCGCGCUGUUCCUUCGCGGCUUCUUCCCGGUGCCCGUCAGAUCCCUGCCUCGCAGAGAGGCCCGCGGGGAUCCUCCCGCCGAACCGGCCCCGCCCGGCCCAGGAAUGGUUUCUAACUGGACUAAAAUUCCGCCACCACUUUUCAAAAAAGUUGUCAUUGUGCUGAUAGAUGCUUUGAGAGAUGACUUUGUCUUUGGAUCCAAAGGUAAACAGUUCAUGCCAUAUACUACACAGCUUGUUGAAAAAGGGACAUCCUAUAGUUUCAUUGCUGAAGCAAAGCCACCCACUGUGACUAUGCCUCGAAUUAAGGCUUUGAUGACGGGUAGCAUACCUGGUUUCAUUGAUGUUAUUGUGAACCUCAAUUCUCCAGCUCUGUUGGAUGACAAUCUGAUAUGGCAGGCAAAAACAGCGGGGAAAAGAAUAAUCUUUUACGGUGAUGAUACUUGGGUUAAAUUGUUUCCACAACAUUUCAUGGAAUAUGAUGGAACAACAUCCUUUUUUGUGUCAGACUUUACAGAGGUUGAUGAUAAUGUUACCAGGCAUUUGGAUAGAGUGUUAAAGAGAAAAGACUGGGAUCUCCUAAUACUGCAUUACCUGGGGUUGGACCACAUUGGACAUAUGGCAGGGCCAAACAGCCCAUUAGUGGGACCAAAACUUCAUGAAAUGGAUAACAUCCUGAAGAAGAUUCAUAUUUCUCUUCUUUCAAAGGAAGAAGCUUCUCUGCCCAAUUUGCUAGUUGUUUGUGGGGAUCAUGGGAUGUCUGAAACAGGUAGUCAUGGUGGUUCUUCAGAAGGAGAAGUGUACACACCACUGCUGUUUGUCAGCUCUGCUUUUGAAAAGAGAAGUGGUCCUCUAACGCAACCUGAACUUGUGCAACAAACUGAUAUAGCUAGCACACUGGCAGUAGGUCUUGGUCUACCAAUUUCAAGAAACAGUGUUGGGAACCUUAUAUUGCCAGUUCUGGGAGGCACGACAAUGAGAGAACAACUACGUUUUGUGCACUUGAAUGGGUUCCAGCUUAGCAGACUGCUGCAAGAGAAUACAGAUGCGUAUGAAAAAGAUCCUGGAUAUGAACAUUUUAAGAUAGCAGAAAAGUCCCAUGGCAAUUGGAUCAGACUGUAUUUAGAGGGAAAUAAUUCAGAAAUACUCUUAAAUCUUGGCAAAAAGGUCCUGAAGCAAUAUUUGGAGGCCCUGAAGACUCUGAGUUCUUCACUAAGCAAACAAGUGGCACAAUAUGAUAUGUAUUCGAUGAUGGUGGGGACUGUGAUCAUUAUAGAGGUUCUGCUGCUCCUUUUGAUCAGUGUUCCAAAAGCCCUGAGCAGCCAGGCAGAAUUUGAAGUGCCCCUCUCCCCUCCACUGUUCUCUCUGCUGUUUUACUUGAUGUGUCUAAUGCUAUGUGCAGUCCACGUCAUUGUAUGCACAUCAGCAGAAAGUUUAUGCUAUUUCUGCAGUAUGUCCUGGUUAACAGCAGUUGGAGUGAUGAUGCUGAUUUCUGCACUCAUGUGCGGUAUUUUAUCUGCCAUUGCAAAGGUCUCAGAGAAUUCCACACUUCCACUGAAGAAUCCAGUUGUGUUCAGUUCCAGCUGGUCAGAAAUAGAUGUGGUGAUUCUGGCUGGAACAAUUGGCCAUGUUUUGAGUUUGGGGGCAAGCAGUUUUAUAGAAGAGGAACAUCAAACCUGGUAUUUUCUUAUCAAUACUCUUUGUUUGAUGCUGUGUCAGGAACUUUGUAGAAAUAAUUUUCUUCUGAAACAGUGUGACCCUCAACAUAGCACCACUGUGAAACACACUUUUGAUAGUAUCGGGGAAGCCUCCGAGUACAAGAAUAUAGACAUUCCAGCAGCAGGAAUUGGGCAUUCAGAAUUGGGCAAGACUACCUCUUCAGCUGAAUACCUAAGAGGGUCUGAUAAGUGGAUAAGCUUAGCAAGUCCAUGGAUCAUCCUUAUUUGCUGUCGGCUACUUCGAUCCUUGAAUCAGACGGGCAUCCAGUGGGCUCAUCGACCAGACUUUGGACAUUGGCUGACAAGCUCUGAACAUAAAGCUGAACUCUCCUUCCUGGCUGCAGUCUCCCUAUUUAUGAUCUUCUUUCUGGUUCAAAGAAGAUGUUCCCUGGUUUCAAAAAUUGCUAUGGCACUUGGGCUUCUGGGAGUCUACAGUUACCGGGCAGCUAUUGGGAAUGUUGUGUUUCCAUGGCAACAUGACAGCAAAGAUAUUUCAAAGGGGAUUACUGAAGCUCGUUUUGUUUAUGUCUUUGUUCUUGGCAUAGUCUUCACUGGCACUAAAGAUUUACUAAAGUCACAGGUUGUUUCUGCAGACUCCAGCCUGAAGACUACAGGAUUAUGUGAAGUGUAUAGUGGAUUGGUUCUAUUAGCAGCACUUCUAUUUAGACCUCACAAUUUACCAGUCUUGGUGUUUUGUCUGCUGAUUCAGACAAUGAUGACGAAAUAUAUCUGGAGACCUUUGAAAUUUGAUGCAGCACAGAUUACUAUCAUGCACUACUGGUUUGGCCAAGCUUUCUUCUAUUUUCAGGGCCCUUUAAAAAAAUAUAUAUCCAUUUCUGAAGAACUUGCUAACAGUCUUUUGCAGAUUUGUUUGACUGUCUGCUUGAAAAAACAAGGGAAAUUCAAAUGGCAUUGCUACUGUGGAUGUUUCAGCCGGUUUUGUGGGACUAGAAAGCUAUGUGGAGAUACCAGCUAUUUUCCUUACAGCAUUUGCAACAUAUGCAGGACCUUUGCUUUGGGCCAUUCAUCUGCUGUGCUACUUGAGUUCUGAAGUUAGAAGGGAAUGUGAGGACUGAUCAGGUGAAGCUGAAAAGCAGAGAGUUUCCAGUCUUUUCUAAGUUGAUUGCCACAGGAUUAGUAUUUGGGGAAAUGAGCACAUGCAGAGGACAAAUUGGAUCUAGCGGACAUCUUUCCAGGUAGGUUGCCAAGAUUUGUAAAAGCCUUUAUUAAAGGUACAGCUGAUUUCUUGCCCUAACAGUUACAUGAUGGUAGUAGCCAUUCAAAGUGGCUGUUGAGACCUUCUGGCCUACUGCCAGCAUGACUGGAUUCCUACUUGCAAUCCAAUAUAAAUCUUAUUUAGAUUUCCAGUUUAAGGAGUUCCUCUGGAACUAUUUUCAGAGCCCAAGCCUGACUGAAGAAGAGAAGAAGGAAUCUGAAACUUAAUCAAUAUAGUAUGCCCUGUGUUUUAUAUAAAGCUCUGUUCUAAGCAGGUUAGCUAGCAGUGGAUGCCAGUGAGAAGAGUUACCUCUGCUAGAUGACUGAGACUACUUCUCUUUCUGACAGGAAGCUCCCAGCACAACUGUUUAUGCCAACAGGCAAAACCAUUGAUAUGAUCCUGUUUUCCUGCUCUUGAUGCUGAAAUGCAGAGAAUUGAAGUUUCAGAUCUUAAUAGCUUUUUUACAGCUAAGUCUGCAUGAGAACCUGCUGAACCCUAUACUACAGUCCACACAUACUACAGUCCACUGUAACUUAACUACCACAGACACUUGCCUUGCUCAGAUAGUUGAGCUUCUCUGCCUUUCUUACUGGGUAGGAGAAUGCACAGGAAUAUCAAUGGUUAUCUCCAAGUUUCUUCACUUCCAUGGCUGUAGAAUAUACUUGACAACCCUUUUAGCUUGCUGGCAACUGCCCUUUUUGACAUCUGUCCAUUUGAUGGCAUUUGGUGUAAAAAACCAUGACUCUAUAGAAUUAAUAUUGUUCUGAUUGAUAGUCUAUACCAGAGCUGAUCGUAUAAAUUUCCAAAGAACUCUUGGUUCCCUUGGAUCUGCUAAAAAUAUAACAUGUUCUUCCAUGGCAAUGCAGAAUUGUGUGCUAUGUAAGAGUAAGACAUGUGAAAGAGACAGAAGACAUUUGUUCUUGCUGCUAAACUAAUUGAUUUACUUAGGUCAGAGGAAUUUCUUAUAGAUUGCAGAUACUCUAUCGCAGGUUUGUUUCUGACUUCGACCCUUUAUUAAUAUAUACAGGGCAGAUUAACAAAGUGACAAUUAUUUUCAGAGAGCAAUAAACAGGGAGAUCUUGCAAACUUGAAACUGCAGAAAGCCUGGAAAGAAAAGUGGCACUAAUACAGUAAAAAAUACUAAUACAGUAAAAAAAUGUUAAUAUCAUAAAAAUUGCCUUUGGAUAUGCAAAUUCAGUAUCCCAAAUAAGAGGUAAUCUAGGCAGUGAUAUUCAGCUGGAGAAGAGGAGCUGGAAGGGCAGAAAUGCUUGAGGAUAACUGUCAUGGAGAGGAUUCAACACAUUUCAUACUGAAACCCUCAGACAUGACUCCCUUCCCCCAAUCCCAGAAAAUGACAAUCCUGGGGUAUUCCUCACUCAUAUGCUUGCAUAUUUCUAAACCGUCCAUUUAGUUUGGUGGCUUAGAACAAAGGUUGAAGCAAUGUAAGACAGUAUUUUAAAAUUCCCUGUGGAGGUAUUUGUAGGGCUGUCUGUGGAGGGUUUUUUUACUUGAUUUUUAAACUACAAAAUUUGUGCCACAUCUGCCAGAUAUUCUAUAUAAAUGGGAGACAUGCUGUCACAAGAAAAGAGUUGUUUUUCUUUCAUGGUUUUGGCAUCAUAUUUUUUUUCAUUUUAUAAACCUUGUAUUAUGCAUUUUAAUAGCCCCUUAGUGACAGAUUGAAAGGUAAAAGAUUUGUUGACAAAACAUUGGCAGUAAGGAUUUAGGAGAGCCAAAGAAGCAGAAAAUCUAUCAAUAGCACAAUUUCUUGGCCAUAUUUUUCUGCAUAUUAAAUAUUCAGUUAAAAGGGAUUAUUUUUGUUGAAAGCCAGUAUGUGCUUUAGACUAUACUUAGUGUUUUCAGUCUAAAUAUGGUGUGUUCAGUGCUGUGAAUCUUUAGUUUUCAUUGCUUCGUAAGUGGCCGAAGGCAUUGUUUCUUCUGGAUCUGGCAACCUUCAGCACCAAUCUUGCAUGAAGUUUGGAUAUGCUUUGUCUCUUUAACACAUUUGGAUUUCUCAUUCACAUUUGGAUUUCUUCUCCCCAGAAGCUAACUUGCUAAAUGACCUCAGUGUUAGAGGCUGGCUACUAAUUUUUUUACUCCUGCAUUAUGCAGAGGCCUUAAUAUUGUGCCGAUUCUGUUAGAACAGGGAGGUAAUGUAUACAGUUUACAUCCCUCUAUGCUGUUCUCCUUUAAAUAAGAAAAGGCAUUAACUACUGCCAAGACAGUUCAGUGUGGAGUAGUUACAGGUUGAUGUUUAGACGUGUCCUGUAAUCUUCUGUUGUUUCCACUGAAACAGCACUGAGAGGUUGCAAGGUUAUUCAUUACUGACUCAUCCAGCUCAUAAACGGUAGAAUACAAGUGGCAUGCCAGCUUUCUGUGCUCUCAUUGUGACUUCUUUUGCAAUAACUCAAGCACUAGCUGAACUACCUGGAUUGUGUUGGUCAUGUUAGCAGCAGCAGCCUGAUCCCUGGUGUUCCUUGUGGCCUGGCAAAGUCCUGUACCCUGAGGUCACUCUGUGUGUGUAAAAUGAGCAGAAGGAUAACACAAAGUCAUUAUUCUUAGCUAUUCAGCAAAUUAGUUGCCUGACAGAGGCAAGAAGAAAAAAUGGUGCUGUGCUCAGAGAACUAAGUUGCUGCCUUAGUGUCAGAAUAACUGACUAGGUCUAACUGCUUGUGCUCAGUCAUUCCAGUACUGUUUUCUGCAACAACAGAGAUGUGAACUCUGAUAUCAGCUCCAAAAUAAACUGAAUUAUCCUGUUAUUGAACCCCACCAACAGUUUAACUUUGAGGCUACAGGGUGCUUCUGUUGCCUUCUGUAAAUUGUGCCACUGCGUUAUACUGUGAAACUGUCCAAGAUUUCCCUCUGCAGCUAGGUGUCUAUGUUUUGUUGAGAGAUGAAGCGAGUGCUGAGACCUUUGGAAGUAAAGGUAUUAUGUAAGCAGAAAACAGUUCAUUAUUUUUUACUAUAUUCGAAUCCAGAAAGAAUUGUACCAUUUAAUUGUUGACUUGGUGAUUCCUUGCUAGUAAUCAUAAUGUGAAACUGAAGAAUUUAAAUGUUACUAGUAAAGAUUACUGUGUGCUCUCAUUCCAGUAUAAAAUAUAUCUAAAAUACUACGUCUACCUAUUUUUGAACAAAGAAGUGAACACACAGAGAUUCAAAAUAAUCUUCCAACCAGUUUCUUCAUAAUUAAAAUGUAGACAUUUUUAAAAAAUUAACACCAUUGAUUUACAGUUAGAAGAUUUUUCACAAGAGGGUACUAAAUGUGUUGUUAAGUGAGCACAAACUAGGGAAAAAAGAUAUGGACUGAAAUUUAAAUUUUAAUUUAAAAUGUGGGGCUCUUGAAAGACCUGGAUGUGUUAGUUUAUGGACAAUUUCAGGAUUCCUUUGAAAAUCCCAUCACUGAGCUUAAUAAAUGUGAUAGCCACAACCACUGAUAGCCUUCAUCUAGCUAGUCUAUCAAGUGCAUUUUUUGCUCUAGAAAAUGGUUUAGAAAUUGCCUGUUUGCCUGUCUGACUCAAAAAAACCAUAUCCUCUGUUUAUUCAGUUCUAUCAUCUACUACAAAUACUGGUUUUAGUCAUAGCAGCAUGAAAAUAGCCAAGACUGAGUGAACUGCAGUUUGUUUAAUCCUUGUCAACAAAAUCAGUUAUUAAACAUAAAGCUGGUUAUUUACACAAGCUCACUGAAGACGAAGAUAGUUAUGCAGAAGCAGGGAGCUGCCUAUUUCACUCCCAGGUCACAGUUUCCUUGGCUAAGCAGCAAGGGAAAUAGUUUCCUGUGAACUGAAUGUUUUGCAAUCAUUCACACCUGCUGUUCUUAGCUGAUUUUUCAACGCUAUUUUGAUGCCUAUUCUUCCUUCCACUGAAAGCCUUGGGAAUUUUGCUCCCAACUUUGCUGGAAAACAAGACUGUAUCCUAAUUAUUUUGAUUUAAGGAAUAAUAGUGGUUUAAGGAAUAGUGGUUUAUGUAAAAUACUGCAUUCUGCAGCUUAUUUAGUCAGAAGUGAGUAAUUUACAUCUCACAGAAGCACUAGUCAUCUUAAAUUUUUAUUAGUUGGAACAAGAUCAGAAUUAAAAACUGGAGGAGCAGAACAGAUUAUCAUAUCAGGAUUUCAGUGUAAAUUAUUUCCACUUUUUGCCUAUGUGUUCUUUUGGGAACUGAUGAUGUAAAAUAUUUUCAUAGGGAGAGCGAAAUGUUCUGCUUAUUAUUCCAGUGAAAUAGGUUUAUUCCUUCCUUUUGUCUGAACAGGUAAGCAUCUGAAUUUGGUGUGAAUUAGUCUCUGCACAUGAGGUUUGGGGAUAAUGGACACAUGCCAGCCCAGCAUCAGUGCUGCAAGUUGGCACCUCAGAGGAGGGAGAACAAUCAAACUGCAGAAAACCCUUUCACUUCCAUUUUCAUCUGACUCCUGUCACCUACCAGAAUACCUCAGUGUGGCAGAUUUGGACCACAUAGGGACCACAUGGAGCAGACAUUUAUUGCAAUCCAGUGGUCCAAGCUGAGCUUAGCUGCUGUGACAGGAAUGCAAUGUAUUGCUCCUGUAAGCCUGAGAACAUGUUAUUCUCUGGAGAAUGUUAUAUUAGCUAGCUUUGCAAAGUUUUCUAAUAGCCCAAUUUUCAUUUUGCUUUGCACAGUGUUACUGGCUAUGGGCAGCAGUAUACCCUGACAAGUUUUAUGCAAUUCACAAGGGGAGCAGACUCCACCUGAUUAUCUGUUGUACAGAUUAGGCAGCUUUGUGAAGCGUAUUGAAGUAAUUCUUACCAUCCAGAUUCUGUGGAAAGGCACUGGAAGGCCAACAAGAGAUGAAGUUAUCUUGAAACUGCUUAGUGGAGAAUUUAACAAUUAGAACAAAGUACAUUAAAGCAUAGAACCUUCUAAGGAUGAGGUGAACCACUGGUUGCCUUUAUUGCAGUGACAGUUGCUAUGCUUACACUUAACAUGCUUACACAUUACAGGAUAUAUAGUGGUGAUAAGGACAAGCUUUAUUAGCUACAUUGUUGUAUCAAUAAUCAAUUUUCUAACACAAACUGGAGAUCUGUGAAUAUUCUUUGUGUUGUGAAAUAAUGCUAAAAUGGAGGAACUUGGAUGUAUUUACUAAGUUUGCCUGAGAAUUAACUCCUCUUGUUUUUGU
Messenger RNA from Athene cunicularia (burrowing owl), 8189 nucleotides. RefSeq names its product phosphatidylinositol glycan anchor biosynthesis class G (gene PIGG). Gene Ontology annotation, cellular component: endoplasmic reticulum membrane. The transcript is spliced from 15 exons. The record is from RefSeq and is a predicted model, not a curated record. Gene Ontology annotation, biological process: GPI anchor biosynthetic process. The coding region runs from base 77 to 2902 and encodes 941 amino acids. Lineage: Eukaryota; Metazoa; Chordata; Aves; Strigiformes; Strigidae.